AUGAGCUACAACAAAGUUCCUUUGUGCGAAAGCAUUUCACCAAACAAUCUACCGAAGCUUACGCACGAAGCUCAUGGUUCAUGCAACUCAAUUAAACCACCUAAAUUCGUAAAUCAUGGUCUUCUUCUUUGGAACCAGGAAAGACAUAAAUGGAGAGGGAGCAAAAAGGCUGUUGCUCUGUCUAAAAAGCGGCAUAUGCCCAAAUUAAGAAAUUUUUGUGCGUGUAUAUCUAAGAGGUUUUGUUGCGGAGGGAGUGCAGCUUACGAUAAGUUGCAAAGAAAGAACAAGCCAUUUUCCAGACCUAUUCCUCUCAGUGAGAUGGUCGGUUUUGUGGUCGAUAUUUGGGAGCAGGAAGGAUUGUAUGACUGA
Molecule: messenger RNA, 369 nt
Organism: Striga hermonthica
Lineage: Eukaryota; Viridiplantae; Streptophyta; Magnoliopsida; Lamiales; Orobanchaceae
Source: the annotation of a GenBank genome assembly